Molecule: messenger RNA, 1416 nt
Organism: Sinocyclocheilus anshuiensis
Lineage: Eukaryota; Metazoa; Chordata; Actinopteri; Cypriniformes; Cyprinidae
Product: CD81 antigen-like
Exons: 8
Coding region: 168-773 (201 amino acids)
Cellular component (GO): plasma membrane
Source: RefSeq, a predicted model, not a curated record
GUUAGGGGGAGGAAAACUGGGUGUUGCCGUUUUUUUACGUCGACUGAAUCCAAGCAGCAACUCACACGGAGAUUGAGUUCAGUCAGCGCGAGCACUGCAUAACGGCUGCUUCAUCGAGACACUUCUUCGUUAACCGACUUUAAAAACAUCCUCCAGAAACCGACACCAUGGGCGUGGAAGGCUGCACGAAAUGCAUCAAAUACAUGCUCUUCUUCUUCAAUUUCAUCUUCUGGCUGGCUGGUUGUGUAAUCUUGGGGGUUUCGCUCUGGCUUCGUCAUGACAAUAAAACAAGCAGUCUUCUGGAACUGAAGUAUGAGGACACAGAAGCACCCAGCACCUUCUACAUCAGUAUCUACAUCUUGAUUGCUGUCGGUGCUGUGAUGAUGUUUGUUGGAUUCCUUGGUUGCUAUGGAGCCAUACAGGAAUCCCAGUGUCUUCUCGGAACAUUCUUUGCCUGCCUGGUCAUUCUGUUUGCCUGUGAGGUUGCUGCUGGAAUCUGGGGAUUCAUGCACAAAGACAAGAUCUCCAAAGAGCUGAUCACUUUCUAUGACUCUGUGUAUGACAGAGGCAUUUUACUUACAGAUAAUGAGCAAAGGCAGGCUGCCGCUGCUGUCUUGAAGAUCUUUCAUGAGACUCUUAACUGCUGUGGCAAAGGAAGCAUUAUUUCAGGUGCUACAAUGUGGCUUUCAGACACCUGUCCUCAAGACAAAAAAACUUCUGACGUAAUAAGCCUCCUCAAACUGUCACACCAAGAUCAAAGAGCUUUUCUCUGAGAAGAUCUAUUUGAUUGGCAUCGCUGCCUUGGUUGUUGCUAUUAUCAUGAUCUUCGAGAUGAUCUUCAGCAUGGUGCUUUGCUGUGGCAUCAGGAACAGCCCUGUUUACUGAAACAGAAGGACAAGAUAUUACCUUUAAAACAUCAGCCAAAAAAAUAUUUUGUUUUAUAUCUACCAUCUCUUAUUUUGUUUUGUAUCUACCAUUGUUUCCUAAUGUAGUCACCCUGUCCAGUUCCUGAGGUCUCAGAACAAUUUUUGUGCAUUUUUUUGUUCAAAUGUUGCAGUGGAACCACCAACAACUAGUCUGCUAUUGUUUACGCUGUAGUUGGAAAAGACUAGUUGUGAUCUGUAGCUAUAGCAGUAGACUUACAAACACAGUACAUUAUCACAUGAAGAAUUGAUACAUUUAUUUGCUUGUAGUUUUUUUGUGUUAACAUUGGAAGUACUGCUAUUGCUAUCGGUUAAUAUCAUUCUUUACGUAUGUACAUGUAUAAACUGUAUAUAUUUGCAGCCCUGUAUGGCUCUUAAGCAUGAAUCUUGUAUUGGACACUCCUGUCCAUCUUCCUCUCUGAGACUGCUGUUUGUAUAUUCACGUUUCUUCCUGAGAAACCACUAAAUAAACAGUGUUAGCUAGGUGAGCGAG